AGUGUAACCACUAUACCUAUAAUCUGGGUUGCUGUCACUCAUAGCCACUGGUAUAUCGGUUUAGGCGUCUUUUCUCACGUUGGAUGCAAACAACAUCUAGGUCUAUUUCUGGAAUUUGCUUACCAGAAAACCUAGACCAAGACAAAGAACUUCGCUAAAAGGACAGCUUUGUGGGCCAGUACAUCUGGAGUCAACGAGAAAUUUCCAAUCAACUCGGCUGUGUUUUGUUUUUGUUAUUAUUUGGGGGUUUUGGAGGCCUUUUUCGAGACCGCGCCAACCGGGCAACAGAAAAAAAAAGGACCUAAACAAACAUAGCAAGAGGCUGUUGGGGACGGAACAAAGAAAAAGCCAGUCUUGACGUACAGUUCCUUUCAUCGUAAAGUUCGUUUAGCCAGCGGAUACCCGCACAUACUUUCUACUUCCCCCCCCCCUUUGUGGUACAGAGGAAAAGAGAUACACUGGUAGCACAAGCAGAGGAAAAAAUAGCAGCCUAGAGCUACUACCACCGACCAUAGGCCCCAACAUGUCCAUGACAGCAGAUGGCAGCAGCCCUGCGGGCAACGCCUCGACGACCCACGGGAGCUUCCGCAUGAACGGGCUGGGUAUAGAGGGCCUCCUGAUGCCUCUGCUCGGGGGAGGGAUGCACGCCAACCCGCUCAUGCGCACCUUUAUGCUGGUCAACCAGACCCUGGGCGCCUACCUGGGCAUCGACCCGACGGCGCUUGUCACCGCCAUGGGCUUCGUCUGGGCCACCUACCGCCUGACGCGCCAGUUUUGGUCCCUCGUCUGGCACGGGCUCGUGCUGGAGUACAUGACGUCGAGCGUCUCCGUGGUCAGCGACGACGAGAUCUUUGACCACGUCAUGGUCUGGCUCGCCGCCCAGCCCCGGACCGAGAGGUCGAGGCUGCUGAUGGCCGAGACGGCUCUCCAGUCGGCUUGGGAGGGCGACCGCGGUGAGUAUGCUGCAACGCGACAGGCAGUUCCGGUGACGGUCUCUGAGGAUGGCAAGGAGUAUGUCAACUUUUCGCAGCAGAAGGCCAGCACGCCACCACGAUACAUACCCGCCUUUGGCAUCCACGGCUUCUGGUUCAGGCACAGGUACUUUAGUCUUCACAGGCGGCAGAAACCCGUCAUGGAAGGCAGCAACAUUGCACCGGCGGCCGUUACCAUUAGGGACAAAGAGACCAUGGUUAUUUCAUGUUUUGGACUUUCCCCAGAACCAAUCAAGGAGCUCCUCGCCCACGCCCGGGAGCACUACUACAAAGACCACUACGCAAAAACGCUGAUAAAGCGACCCAACAGCUCUCUGAUCCGGCGACACGGCCGACACUCGUGGACUUCGGUUGCGAACCGCCCCGUCCGUCCCAUGAAUACGGUAGUGCUCGACCAGAAGCAAAAGACGGCCGUGCUAUCCGACAUGAACGAGUACCUGCAGCCCGAGACGCCGCGCUGGUACGCGAACCGCGGCAUCCCGCUGCGCAGGGGCUACCUGUUCCAUGGCCCUCCGGGCACGGGCAAGACGUCGCUCUCGUUUGCGCUGGCCGGCGUCUUUGGGCUCGAUAUAUACGUUGUUAGCCUGCUGGAGCCGCAGCUGAGCGAGGAGGACCUAUCGAACCUCUUCAACUGCCUUCCGAGGAGGUGCGUCGUCCUGCUGGAGGAUAUUGACACGGCCGGCCUGACCAGGACCGAGGAAAAGAUCGGGCACUCGGUCAGGACAAACACCAAGACGACGACCACGACCGGCAGCAACGCGACUUCCCCGCCCAGCGGACCAAACGAGUGGAAGGUAACGGAUCUGGCCCGCGCCCUCAAGGGGGGCAGGGGCAGCGACGGCGAGCAAAAGGGCAUAUCCCUGUCCGGUCUACUCAACGCCAUAGACGGCGUGGCGUCACACGAGGGCCGCGUGCUCAUCAUGACGACCAACAGACCCGAGUCGCUCGACGACGCCCUCAUCCGCCCAGGCCGCGUCGACCUGCAGGUGGCCUUUAGCAACGCGACGCAGGAGCAGGCCAGCGAGCUGUUCCAGCGAAUGUACACCCCCGACCAGAGCACCAAGUCCCCGCCGUUUACAGACCUUCAGCCGCAAAAGGAGACUCGGCUUUUCCUCGGUAAACAAGAUGCUAUAGACGGAAAGGAUGAUUCGGAGACUCCCAUCACCGAUGCGGACGAGCUGAGCAGGAUAGCGGCCGAAUUUGGCUCCAAAAUCGUCUCGGGUCAGCUGUCGCCAGCCGAGAUCCAGGGCUUCUUGCUCAAGCGCAGAAAGUGGCCACGCAAAGCCCUGCGUGACGUCGAAGGUUGGGUCAAGGCCAUGGUGGAGCAGAAGGCGAGCAAGAGCAAGGUAACACAGGCACAAUGA
Pyricularia oryzae 70-15 is the source of this 2356-nucleotide messenger RNA. Its product is annotated as mitochondrial chaperone BCS1, variant. Gene Ontology annotation, cellular component: mitochondrial inner membrane. The record is from RefSeq and is a predicted model, not a curated record. Lineage: Eukaryota; Fungi; Ascomycota; Sordariomycetes; Magnaporthales; Pyriculariaceae. Bases 524 to 2356 code for a protein of 610 amino acids. Gene Ontology annotation, biological process: protein insertion into mitochondrial inner membrane from matrix; mitochondrial respiratory chain complex III assembly. The transcript has 4 exons. Gene Ontology annotation, molecular function: ATP hydrolysis activity; ATP binding.